This is a messenger RNA of Larimichthys crocea (large yellow croaker), 2967 nucleotides long. RefSeq names its product very long-chain acyl-CoA synthetase. The record is from RefSeq and is a predicted model, not a curated record. The coding region runs from base 64 to 1911 and encodes 615 amino acids. Gene Ontology annotation, cellular component: plasma membrane; endoplasmic reticulum membrane. NCBI's taxonomy places the organism in Eukaryota, Metazoa, Chordata, Actinopteri, Sciaenidae. The transcript has 10 exons. Gene Ontology annotation, molecular function: long-chain fatty acid-CoA ligase activity; long-chain fatty acid transmembrane transporter activity. Gene Ontology annotation, biological process: long-chain fatty acid metabolic process; long-chain fatty acid import into cell.
UGUUUUUGUUUUUUAUUUCCAGACUUGAACCCGACAUGCUGCUGAAGUUUCUCAGAGAUAAACAUGUUUGUCUGGAUCGUGUUUGCCGCUGUGCUUUUUCUUUCUCUCGCAUUUUUAUUCCACCAUCCUUACUUUUUCCAGGAUGUCCACCAUGUGCUCUUUAAAUUAAAAUUAAGGCGCCUCGUCCGAAAAUACUAUCAGACGAAUUACACAAUCCUGGACCGUUUUUUCGACGUGGUGAAGGCGCAGCCCGACAAACCUUUCAUCCUCUUUAGAGAUGAGACUUUUACCUACAGGGACGCUGAUGAACUCAGCAACAAAGCUGCGAGAGUUCUCCUGCACACUGGGCUUGUUAAACAAGGUGACACUGUUGCGCUUUUCCUCGGGAAUGAGCCCAUGUUUCUGUGGCUGUGGUUGGGUUUGGUCAAGCUCGGAUGUUCAGCUGCUUUUCUCAACUACAACAUCAGAUCCAAAUCUCUGCUGCACUGCUUCAACUGCAGCGGGGCCCGGACUCUGAUCGCAGCUGAAGAGUUACAGGAUGCUGUGGAGGAGGUCCUGCCCAGUCUGUCAGAGCAGCAGGUCUCUGUUUUCAUCCUGGCUGAUAGAUGCACAUCUCCAGAUUUCAAGAGCUUUAAAGACAAAAUGAACCAGGUCUCCUCUGAGCCUAUACCCAAGAAUUUAAGGUCACAUCUAACCUUGCAGAGUCCAGCAGUCUACAUAUACACAUCAGGGACAACAGGUUUCCCUAAAGCAGCUUUGAUCACUCAUUCAAAGCUGUGGAGCCUCUCUUUGCUCCCGCCUGUAUCAGGAGUGAACUCCAAAGAUGUGGUUUAUGUUAGCCUCCCUCUCUAUCACACCGCUGGAUUUCUUGGUUUCACUGGCUCUAUUGAGAUGGGUAUCACCUUGGCUUUAAGAAAUAAAUUUUCUGCAUCGCAGUUCUGGGAUGACUGCAGAAAAUAUAACGUCACUGUCAUACAGUACAUUGGUGAAAUAAUGCGCUACCUCUGCAACACACCAAGGAAAAUCAAUGAUCGGAGGCACAAAGUAAGACUUGCGAUAGGUAACGGGAUCAGGGCAGACGUUUGGAAAGAGUUCAUCAACAGGUUUGGAAACAUUCAAAUCAGAGAGUUUUAUGGAGCAACAGAAGGAAAUUUUAGUCUGCUGAAUUACUCCGGCAAGAUCGGGGCUGUUGGGCGAGACACCUACCUCCACAAGAAGUAUUUUCCAUAUUCUCUGAUCAAAUUUGACGUAGAUAAAGAACAACCUGUGCGGGAUUCUGCUGGAUUCUGCAUUGAAGCUGCCAAAGGUGAGCCCGGACUUCUGGUGUGUGAAAUAUCAAUGAAUGCGCCGUUCAGUGGUUAUGUAAGAGACCUGCAGCAAACUGAGAAGAAGAGGUUGCAUAAUGUCCACAAGAAAGGAGACCUGUACUUCAACACUGGUGACCUGCUGAGCAUCGAUGAAGACAAUUUCAUCUACUUUCAGGAUCGGGUUGGAGACACUUUUAGAUGGAAAGGAGAGAACGUGUCCACAAAUGAGGUGGCAGACGUCAUCACACUGGUUGACUGCAUUAAAGAAGCCAACGUGUACGGAGUCACAGUGCCGGGUCUGGAGGGGAGAGUUGGGAUGGCUGCUGUCAAGUUGAGUGAAGGACAGAGUUUUGACUCAGUAGAUGUUUUUAAACAUGUUGAAAACCUCCUGCCGGCCUACGCAAGGCCACGAUUUAUAAGGAUUCGGAGUUCCUUGGACGUUACAGGCACCUUCAAGCAUUUGAAGGCGACGCUGGUGGAGGAGGGCUUCAACCCAAAUCAAAUAACGGACCCGCUCUACUUUCUGGAUGAAAAAGACAAGAAUUACGUCCCGCUUACGGCGGACAUAUUCAACUCAGUUACAUCAGGGAAGGUCAAAAUUUAAAGUGGCCUACACGACUGUAACUUCAUACAUGAGAUGAAAUAUAUUCUCCUGCAGUGAGUUUGGGAUUGUUGCACUGAGCUUUGUGAUUGACAGAAUACAAAUGUGCAUUAAUUCUCCUAGGAGCAAGAAAGCAAGUUUUUCCAGUUUAAGAGCCUGAGAGCCGUGAGCUUCUUAUUCAGACAAAUCACUGCGUAUCGCUCUGGUUUAUUUAGGCUGUUGUCACUGUAGGAGCUGGCAGCUCGGCCUCUUAUACAAUAGAUCACUUGUUGUAUGAUUGUUGUUCUGUCCCGCCUUCUCUUCAGGGCUGAAUAACAUGCCUUUUUUUGUAAACUGCAUAGUUUAAAACCUGAUAAGUUUGUUUGUAAUAAGCAUGAAUUCAUCCUGUUUUAAAGUAAUAUAAAGUAAGUAAUAGUAAAAUAAAGUAUUUCUGAUUCUGAUUCAAUAAAACAAGAGGAAAUAAUGCAGUUGAUCCGGGUCAUGGCAGGGACCAGAGCCUCCCAGCCAACUUAGGGGGAGAGGCAGGGUACAUCCUGGACAAAGUAGCCAGGUCAUGCAGGGCUCAUAGAGACAAACAACCACGCACACUCACAUUGACACCUACGGGCAAUUUAGAGUCACCGGUCUUGUCUUUGUGGGAGGAAGCCGGAGUACCUGGAGAGGACCCACACAGACAUGGAGGAACGUGUAAACUCCACAUGGAAAGGCUCCACCCAUGGUUCGAACCAGUGAAUGAAAACCAAACAUCCUCAAGGGAGGAGCUCAAACUUACUUAGAGAGAGAGCUCAAGGAGCCCCCAACCCCCACACUUCUCAUCCUGCAACCACCUUCCACACUCCUGUCGGGAGACAGGUUGAGGCCCUUACACGUGAACACCUUACACUCGUGUCCUGGAUAAUCAUUCACACCAUUUGCAGGCUCCAGCCUGUUAUUGGAGACAAGCAAAAGUCUUUCAGCUCUAUGAAUUCUGAGCAUUAAAAGGGAUUUGAACAUUUCAUAUGUUUUCAUAAAGCUGAAGAUGUGGGUCUUGAAAAUAAAUGUGUGGCUCUGUGAGGCCUA